AUGUACAAGUAUGGCUCAAAUGGUGAAACUGAUGAUAUGUUGGAAUUUGAUGCUACUUUUGAUUUAACACAAGACUCCGCUUUAUUAGACCUUGAUGAUGAUUUUUUGUGUGUCCCGGUUGGAAAGGAAGCCACAAAGCUGUCUACUUUUGAGGGUUUGGUUGCAAGAACAAUGGUUCCCAUAACCUAUGAGUCUUGGCUGGAAGUUAGUGAAGAAGUAAGGGAAGGGUUAUGGCAAUAUGUUUUGGAAAAGUUUGUAGUUGACCCAAAGAGCCGGAAGCAAACUCUCCAAUCGAUCGGGAAGAAGUGGAGAAACUUCAAGCAUUAUCUAUAUGCCAAGUUCAUUAAGAACCGAAGUAAAGAUCCCAAGGCAAAUCUAUUCAAACAUCCGAAAGAUUAUCCGUUUAUAAAGAAAGAAGACUGGAAAGUUUUUGUAUCCCAUAGAGUUACAAAAAAGUGGGAGGAUGAGCUGCAGAAAUCUGGAAGCUUUGGAGAGGUUACAUGUGGAACACAUGAUGUGCUUACAGAGGCCUUGGGUACUCAGGAACAACGUGGGUGUGUACGAGGGAUGGGUAAAUUUAUAACGCCACAACAAUACUUUUAUUUACCCAAGAAUGUUAAGUAUUACUUGGAGAUUGAGAACGAGAGGGUGGAUAAACGAAUCAACAAACUUGAAGAUGACUUGGAGAAACUAAAAAGAGGUGUACUUAAUGUUUCUGAAGCUGCAAGUUGCCAAGUAAGGGGCGUCAUUGAAGAUGUUGAAAAAGAACCACGGGAUGAAUCACUUGAUAAUUCAUGUCUUCUUGCGGUUGAAUUUGCUGCAAAUGUAGUCGCUAAAGGAACCAUAAUGAAGUAUAGUGCAUCGGAUGAAAACAUUGAAGUUAUGAUGGAAACAAUUUUACAAGGAGAAGCUUUAAUACCCAUUCCACUUGAAGAGGAGUUCAUUGUGAAGGUCAAAGAUGCACUGGGACACAUACUAAGUUGGCCAAGACACUUAGUUAUUCGAUGCUCUGACCUUGGAAAAUUGGUGGCGAAACCUGUGAAAAAACAUGCAACACCACUGAAGAAAGAUGCAACACCAGUGAAGGAAGAUGCAACACCUUUAAAAGAAGAAAUAGGAAGUAAUAAGAAAGAAAAGGGGACAUGA
Messenger RNA from Lactuca virosa, 1146 nucleotides. NCBI's taxonomy places the organism in Eukaryota, Viridiplantae, Streptophyta, Magnoliopsida, Asterales, Asteraceae. The record is from the annotation of a GenBank genome assembly.